This is a messenger RNA of Ricinus communis (castor bean), 2368 nucleotides long. RefSeq names its product DEAD-box ATP-dependent RNA helicase 18. The record is from RefSeq and is a predicted model, not a curated record. Gene Ontology annotation, cellular component: nucleolus. The coding region runs from base 123 to 1901 and encodes 592 amino acids. NCBI's taxonomy places the organism in Eukaryota, Viridiplantae, Streptophyta, Magnoliopsida, Malpighiales, Euphorbiaceae. Gene Ontology annotation, molecular function: ATP binding; nucleic acid binding. The transcript is spliced from 11 exons.
GGCUUUGUACAAACUGUCAUUCAGACGGCACCGUUCCUGAUUCCUUGAAAUGUACUUGUUCUUAUACAAAGAGAACAAAAGAAGAAGCAACGGCGGGUAUCAGAAACAACAGCAGAAAAGCAAUGAAGUCUGCCGAUUUUUCAUACCCAAACAGAGCCUUAACAGACACGCGCUUCGCCGAUUUACACCCGCCAUUAUCGGAGUCAGUUGUUCAUGCCUUAACACAAGCCGGUUUCGAGUAUUGCACGCCGGUACAAGCAGCUACAAUUCCUUUGCUAUGCCGUUACAAGGAUGUCGCAGUCGACGCCGCCACCGGCUCUGGAAAAACCCUAGCUUUUGUAGUACCACUCGUGGAAAUUCUUCGGCGACUUUCCUCUCCUAUUAAAUUGCACCAGGUGAUGGGAAUAAUUCUCUCUCCUACUAGGGAGCUGUCUUCACAAAUAUAUAAUGUUGCUCAACCUUUUAUUGAAACUUUAUCAAAUGUUAAGUCCAUGCUUCUUGUUGGAGGUGUGGAUGUGAAAGCUGAUGUGAAGAAAAUAGAAGAGGAAGGAGCUAAUAUAUUGAUUGGAACUCCUGGAAGGUUAUUUGAUAUUAUGGAACGCGUAGAUAUCUUAGACUUUCGAAACCUUGAGGUUUUAAUUCUGGAUGAGGCUGAUAGGCUCUUAGACAUGGGAUUCCAGAAACAGAUAACUUCUAUUAUCUCCCGUUUACCCAAGCUUCGUAGGACUGGUCUUUUCUCAGCUACUCAAACUGAGGCAGUUGAAGAGUUAGCUAAAGCUGGACUUAGGAAUCCUGUGAGGGUUGAAGUUCGAGCGCAAACAAAAUCACUGAAUGAAUCAGCAUCUUCACAAUUAUCAUCCUCAAAAACACCAUCAGGCCUUCAACUUGAGUAUUUGGAAUGUGAAGCAGAUAUGAAACCAUCUCACCUUGUCUCUCUGCUUAAUAAGAACAAAUCCAAAAAGAUUAUAGUAUAUUUUAUGACAUGUGCUUGUGUUGAUUACUGGGGCGUUGUUCUUCCCCGUCUUACUGCUUUGAAGGAUUUUUCUUUGAUUCCCCUUCAUGGGAAAAUGAAGCAGACUGCAAGAGAUAAAGCUUUGGCUUCAUUUACAUCUCUAACAAGUGGCAUUCUUCUAUGUACGGAUGUUGCUGCACGUGGACUUGAUAUUCCAGGUGUUGAUUGUAUAGUACAGUACGACCCCCCUCAGGAUCCCAAUGUUUUCAUUCACAGAGUUGGGAGAACUGCUAGGUUGGGACGACAGGGAAGUGCUAUUGUUUUCCUGUUGCCAAAGGAGGAAGCUUAUGUAGAAUUUCUGCGCAUAAGAAGGGUUCCUCUUCAAGAGAUGAAAAUUACAGAUGAUGCUCCUGAUGUUGUUCCACAGAUACGAUCUGCUGCCAAGAAGGACCGUGAUGUCAUGGAGAAGGGACUGAGAGCUUUUGUGUCAUUUAUCCGUGCUUAUAAAGAGCAUCAUUGCUCUUAUAUUUUCAGAUGGAAAGAGCUUGAAGUUGGGAAGUUGGGCAUGGGAUAUGGCUUGUUGCAGCUCCCUUCAAUGCCGGAGGUAAAGCACCACUCACUUUCAACUGUUGGUUUUACUCCAGCUGAAGACAUCAAAUUGGAGGACAUCAAGUUCAAGGAUAAAUCUCGUGAGAAACAAAGGAAGAAGAAUUUACAAGCCAAGAAAGAAAAGCAACAGCAAGAACCGAAGCCCCAAAAGCCCAACAAGAACCCCAGUGCUGCCCCGACAGUUAUGAGGAAAAAAACAGCUAAGCAGAGACGGGCUGCCCAAACAGUUGAAGAUGAAGAUGAGUUGUCUCGGGAAUAUCGUUUAUUAAAAAAGCUAAAGAAGGGGACUAUUGAUGAAAGUGAGUUUGCAAAGUUAACAGGAACAGAAGAUCUACUAUAGAAAGCAGGAUCUGCAAAUGGUCAUUUUUUGAAUCGACAUGAUCAGAUAUCUGCUGGGACCUGAUGGUGAAAGUUUCAAAAGCAAGAAAGGGAGUUCAAAGUUCUUGUUAGGCAGAUUGAAGUCAUCUGGAGUUUGUUUCUAAGGCUAUCUACUCAAACAUAUGGGCGUAUUUAUGGUGAAGAAAUUUCAACCCGAGAUAGAAAGAGCUGGACUCCCUGUUUUCAUUUGUAUUCAUUCAUAUGAAAUUUGAUGCAUCUGUCAUUCUUUACUUGUUUAGAGCAAAGCACCAAAAAUGUCGAAUUGUCUUUGAUGGUAGUUACUAUAAACGUAUAACAAAAUUAUAUACAAUUUUGUAGGAGUUGUAAUCAUUGUCAGUGAUUACCAAUGUAGACAAAAUAUUACCAUAUGGUGAUGCAUUUUUGUACGUAUAUGUCAAUUAUUGGAUAGAUUCAAGCUGGAAUUCUUUA